AAGAAAGGUGUGUAUGUAUGUGUGUGGGAGGUUUUCAGUCCUGUAAAUAAUAACAAUAAUCUCCAGCUCUUCACUGAUCACUUCUUUCCUCUCCCAUUACUCCUAAAGAGUGUUCCUGCAUGUUUUACUGGUGAUACAAGGUUUCCUUUGGAAGUCAGAUGCCAAUUUGAGCUUCAAUUAGAAACUUUACCAAAAAGUUGUUAAGCACUGAAAGAGCAUGUGAGCUCCCUUUGAGCAUCUUGCCUGCCUUUGGGGUAUCCCUGUGAAGAGCUGCAGGUUCUUAAAUGCUUUGAGAAGGGGCGAGGGGAUCAGUUCCUGGAAGAGUUUUCUUUCCCUGGAGGACCCUGGAGGAAUUUUGCUUGUACUUUAUAUCCACUUAGAGGUGAGAACAAAUGCACCUUGCUCUGCAUUUCUUGGAACUGGGUCUUGCUCACCACUUACUUCUCUAGUAGUAGUGCUGUGUGUUUUUGUGUACUCCUGACUCCUGUGGUCCUGCAGUGGUUGUGGAUUUUUUGCCUCGUGUGGUUUGAAGCAGAGUUGCUAAGGACUCUCUCUGUGUGUAGGAAUAGCAGAUUAGAAAAUGAGAGGUUGGUAGGCUCAAAGAGCUUCCUGAAAGUGUGGGAGUGCAGGCCAGAGAAAGGAAGAGAAAUCUUUUGAAGCUGUAUCAGUGCUUCACAUGGACAAGAAUAGCAGGCAGAGAGUAUUGACAGAGUGGUCUGAGGAUAAGUGUUGCUGCAUAGCAAAGUGUUACUGCUGUAAAAAUCACUGUUGUCCACUCAUGAAACAAAUUCUUCCAGUGUCAGUGCAGUUUUACUGGUAUGGCUGAGUCACAGCACAUUCUGCUCACACAGCUGUGUUAAUGUUAGUCAGACCUGGUGAACGCUGAUAAGUCUGCACGUGUCAGUAGUGUACGUGCAACCCUUAUAAAAAUUGUGGAAGUGAUGUGAGGAGCAUGUCUUGUGACAUGCUCUGUCCCUGGGAGGAGGUGGCUGGGUGUUCUGUUGCAGGUCUGUAACAUGUGUGGUUCAUUACUGGUGCAGUGGUGCUUGUGCCCUUCCUCCAGCUUGUCGAAUGUCCUUCCUGAAAACAAUUCAACUCUUUACCUGAAAGAUUGUAGUGAGUAGUAGCCAGGCCUUGGGUCCUUGGUGGAGCAAGGAAGCAUUUUGUUUUGUGUUUUAGCUGCUGUUUACAAAGGCUUUACAAACCAAAUCAGUGUAAUUUCCUGGUUUUCUCAUGGGGAAACUGAGGCAGGGAGUAGCAAGGGUGAGAAAAAAGCAGCUUAUGUUGCACCUACAAUCCUAAUAUAGGAAUAGCAACCUGUUUCACUUUAGCCUGGUGCUUUGGGCACCUGUUCAACAAAACAUUUAAGCAUAUGCUUAAUGAUGUGCAUGGCAAUAGCUCCCUUACCAUUUCCUCUUUUCAGAGCACCAUAAACAGCGAUUCUAUCUGAACCCAGACUGCAGGGCUGUGCCCACUCAUGCCAACCCAUUGGAAUCACCCAAGCUGUCAGCCACGACACAGCUGGUGUCAACAUCUGGCCUGUAGAACCUGUCUUAUCGUUAAGGAUGCAGAAGGUGGAGCAAAGAGUCAUCUGAACGCAGGAAAGAAUUUCGUACACACCUCCAGCGAGCCCGGUACCGAAUUACUCUUCGUCACCACUACAUGUCCCAGUGGCUCAAGCAGUCAGGAUGGAGGACGACACCAUCAGACUGCCAGCACACCUGCGUGAGUGUCAGCACGAGGAAGACACGGUCAGACUGCCAGCACACCUACAUCACUCUGAGAGCACCAAGCAAAAGUAUCAGAACAGUUUGCAGCCGGUUUACUGGAGCAGGGAAGAUGUGGCACAGUGGCUCCGGUGGGCGGAGAAGGAAUUUUCCUUGCGGCCCAUUGAGAGCAGCACCUUCGAGAUGAACGGCAAAGCUCUGCUGCUCCUGACCAAAGAGGACUUUCGAUACAGGUCCCCUCAUUCAGGUGAUGUUUUGUAUGAACUCCUUCAGCAUAUCCUGAAGCAGAGGAAAGCUCAUAUGCUCUUCACACCCUUCUUCCAUCCUGGAAACUCUAUCCAUACUCAGCCAGAGGUCACAUUGCACCACAAUCAUGAUGAAGAUAGCUUUGUGCAGAGACCUUCGAGGCCACCUGCAGAAGCAGUCCACCACAGCACCCCAACCAUUGAACUGUUGCAUCGCUCGCGGUCGCCCGUCACCAACAACCACCGCCCAUCGCCGGACCCCGAGCAGCGGCCGCUCAAGUCCCCCAUGGAUAGCACCUUCCGCCGCCUGUCCCCAGCCGACAGAGUGCCAGGGACAAGGCACCAGUAUGAGAACAACCAGCAGGAGUCCUAUCCUCUCUCAGUGUCCCCAGUAGAAAACAACCACUGCCCGCCUUCUUCCGAGGUGCUCCAGAAGCCUUCCAGCCCUCGCCAGGAGAACACCAGGAUCAUCCAGCUGAUGCCCAGCCCUAUCAUGCAUCCUUUGAUACUGAACCCCAGGCACUCCGAUUUCAAACCACCAAGGUUGUCCGAGGAUGGGCUGCACAGGGACGUCAAGCCCAUCAACCUGUCCCACCGAGAAGAGCUAGCUUACAUGAACCACAUCAUGGUGUCUGUCUCCCCUCCCGAGGACCACGCGAUGCCAAUCGGCAGGAUAGCAGACUGUAGGUUGCUUUGGGAUUAUGUUUAUCAGCUGCUUUCUGACAGCCGGUACGAAAAUUUCAUCCGAUGGGAAGAUAAGGAAUCAAAAAUAUUUCGGAUAGUGGAUCCCAAUGGGCUGGCUCGUCUGUGGGGAAACCACAAGAACAGAACAAAUAUGACUUAUGAGAAAAUGUCCAGAGCCCUACGCCACUACUACAAACUAAAUAUUAUCCGGAAGGAGCCAGGACAAAGGCUUUUGUUCAGGUUCAUGAAGACCCCAGAUGAGAUCAUGAGUGGCCGGACAGACCGCCUCGAGCACCUUGAAUCCCAGGAACUGGAUGAACAAAUAUACCAGGAAGAGGAGUGCUGAAGGAACCAGGUGCGCCACCUCUGUGGGUGCAGGGGAGAAACAUCUGCCUGAGGUCGGCACGGUUUGGGAGGGGAAGCAACAACACAGGAGCAGUCCUUAGGUCGCUGCUUAGCCUGAAGACCACGCAGGACCUGAAGCACCUUAACACAGCUAACUAACCAGCAGAAGUGGUGCUGGCAGGAAAGCAAAGGGGAGAAAGCCUGGACUUAUGCACUGCUUCACUCUUCUACCGAGUCUCCCUUGAGUUUUUUCUUUCCUUUUGGCUUGUUUCAGUUUUGGGGUUUUUUUGACAUUUUUUUUUCCCUAAUAAACAUGCAGUUUGACUUUCCUUAUCUCACAUGGG
Lonchura striata (white-rumped munia) is the source of this 3345-nucleotide messenger RNA. The record is from RefSeq and is a predicted model, not a curated record. Lineage: Eukaryota; Metazoa; Chordata; Aves; Passeriformes; Estrildidae.